AUGUCAUUGCUGAAUUCGGACAGUGAGAAUGUGCAAACAACGACGGAAUCGUUCUCUCUGGAACAUGAAGAGAACAAUUCCGACACAAACGCACUUGCAAUUCUCCAAUAUCUGACCUGUCCGAGCUGUCAGGAGGUUCUCGCCGACCCUGUCACAUUUCAAUGCGGGAAUUCGCUGUGUCGUGAUUGCAUUCCCAACCCAUCGCAGUUCUCAAAUCAAUGUAAAUGUCCUAUCUACGGAUGUGGAAAAUAUCAUUCACUUGAUUGUAAAACGGAUGUAACCUUGCAGAAAUUAACCGAUAUAUGUCGAAAAGAAUUGGACACACUUUUGCCCUUAAGAGAAUCGAGGCAAACCAUACUUCAAACGGAUAAUAAUACAAAUGACAUAUUAGACGUUGAAAGAAAAGGGUUUCAAUUAUUGGAUGAAUUUCAGAACAUUUACGAACCCAAGGAAGAAAAUAGUACAAUAAUGACAACAUCAAAGUCAAGGAUAUCCGACCUGGUGAAUUCCAAUGAUUUUGGAGGUGGCGCAGUAACGGAAUUACGGUCGGGUCGGAUGAGCCAUUACAGGUCAAUGACGACGACGCAUUUCGAUCUAAGGCAGAUUAAGGAUUUAAUAGUGACGGAAUUAGAUUGCCAAAUAUGUUGUUCCCUAUUCAUAGAUCCGAUCACGACACCUUGCGGUCAUAGCUUUUGUAAAUCUUGCUUGACUCGUUCCCUGGACCAUAAUUCCGCCUGUCCGUUAUGUCGGAAUCAGCUUCAUAAUUAUAACGCUUACUUGCACCAUCCCAUAAACAAGACGAUAUACACCUUCAUAAGGGCAUUGUAUCCUUCAUUGUACGCGGAAAGGAAAUUCGCGUUGGAGAAUGAGUUCUUUAACACCACGCAGGAAACUCCCAUAUUUGUCACGGCCCUGGUCUUUCCGAAAAUGCCAUAUUUUCUUCACGUGUUUGAACCAAGGUAUAGGUUAAUGAUUCGAAGGUGCAUGGAAUCACGUAAAAGGCAGUUUGGGAUGGUAUUAACGAACGGUACGUCGUAUCAUGAUUAUGGGACAAUGUUGGAAAUAAGGUCCGCAGAAUUUUUAACGGAUGGUCGCUCGCUCGUCGAAACGAUUGGAACGUAUAGAUUUAAAGUUGCCGAAAGGGGUUCCAAGGAUGGAUACGAUGUGGGACGAAUCGAGCGAAUCGACGAUAUCAGUCCCGAGGAGGAGGAAAGGAUCGAGAGGGAAGAAUUGAUGCGUGCCCAAAUUCACAACAGCAACCCUAUAAAUGUUCCAAAACGGGAGUACACGACCUCAGAGUUAAUUGGUAUUUCACGUGAUUUCAUCGAGACACUUCGUAAUGGUAACGCACCUUGGCUUUUACAACGACUUAAUUCGGUGUAUGGAGAUAUGCCUGACGACCCGUCGGAUUUCUCAUAUUGGGUCGCCUCC
Messenger RNA from Funneliformis mosseae, 1431 nucleotides. The record is from the annotation of a GenBank genome assembly. Lineage: Eukaryota; Fungi; Glomeromycota; Glomeromycetes; Glomerales; Glomeraceae.